Messenger RNA from Pelodiscus sinensis (Chinese soft-shelled turtle), 3652 nucleotides. Lineage: Eukaryota; Metazoa; Chordata; Testudines; Trionychidae. The record is from RefSeq and is a predicted model, not a curated record.
GAGGCCAGUUUCAGCAUGGGGAAUAACCUCUCGGAUUUCUGGCUGCCGCAGGGUUUACUGUCAAUUCUGCGUAAACUGAAGAGUGCCCCAGACCAGGAGGUGAGAAUCCUCCUCCUGGGACUGGAUAAUGCGGGCAAGACCACACUCCUGAAACAGCUAGCAUCUGAAGACAUCAGCCACAUCACACCGACACAGGGCUUUAACAUUAAAAGUGUACAGUCUCAAGGCUUUAAGCUGAACGUGUGGGACAUUGGUGGACAGAGGAAAAUCAGGCCGUACUGGAGGAACUACUUUGAAAACACUGAUGUUCUUAUCUACGUCAUUGACAGUGCAGAUAGAAAGAGGUUUGAAGAAACUGGUCAGGAGCUGGCUGAGCUCUUGGAUGAAGAAAAGCUCAGCGGAGUCCCUGUGCUGAUAUUUGCUAACAAGCAAGAUUUGCUUACGGCUGCCCCUGCUUCAGAGAUCGCGGAGGGUCUGAACCUACACACUAUCCGGGACAGAAUCUGGCAGAUCCAGUCUUGUUCGGCCCUCACAGGAGAAGGCGUGCAGGACGGCAUGAACUGGGUCUGUAAAAACGUCACUGCAAAGAAGAAAUAACCCUCCGAGCGGCAGGGAAAUGGAGGAGCCGGGCAAGCUGAAUUGUCUCCUGGAAGCACUAAUGUGCUGCUUUCCGACCAAAUGUUUUUUUCCAUCCGUGCACAGCGACAGCUGUUAAAGGGAACAACAGUUAAAGCCGGGGCUGGAACUGGGCCUUUACCUGCUCUUUAGUGCAGUUAUGUUCCCCAAUAAAGGAGUUGUACUUCCCCCCACCCCUUGGUAUAAAUAGUAUUAACUGUCUCCACACGUCUCUGAUUAGACCGUGCUUUUAAACAAGAGUAAGCUUGUGAGUGAGGUUAGAGGAUUCCCGUGGAUCUGGGGGAUUGUGUUUUGCUUCUGCUUCUGUAUAGUCGAGAUGAUCACAGCACGCCCUGACCCCCUCCCUCCCCCGGUCAUUCUCAGCUGUCAUUCAAAGCUAGUCCCCAGUGACAAAUCCGGUGUUUCCGUAGCAAGUGUGGGUGGAAUUCUCACGUCAUCCCCUGCCCCCAAAGCCCUGGAAAGGACCUUUGUCUUACCCAGCAACAGCAGCUACCCUCCCUAGAAGUGGGAGAGGAGCAUGUAUGUAUAAAUCCUCCAGCCUGGUCAGUGCAAAUCGGUGUGUGGGGGAGGGUGCUAACUGGUAGCAAGGGAUGCUUGCUCUUCACCUAUGGGGGCCCAGCUCAAAUCCAUCCCACACCGACAGAGUCAUUGGCACCUGAAAGCUCUUGUGUCCAGAGCAAAAAGCAGCUGGUGGCUCUCAGUCCAGCCAGUUUCUAACAUACAGCGUGUUUCAAAACAAUCCACUGUCCUGAUUGGCAGCACUGCUUACAGUCUGAGCACAAAGGCCAAAGAAUGACCACCGCAAAGCCCUGCCCUCUCGUUGCUAGGAGACAGCUUGGCGGACAGUGUGGGAAAAGGUUGCCCUGCCCGUACCCUGGUGAUCCUGCUUUCUGGAGAGCCGGAGUCCAUCUGUCUCCAAACCCGGAAGGAGAAUGGCGAGGAGAUUGAAGGGAUCAAGCCCCGGUUUAAAAACCAAAGGCUGGGAAUGAAACGGGCCCAAGUGAAUUCCGAAGCGAAAGCUAAAUACGCAAAGGGACGUAGUUCCAGCUUUGUGUAGGGUGAGCAAGGCGCCAGGAGGCAGAUCUGUUUGCUCAGGAAUUCUCCAGCAGCUGUACCUUAUCCGGAACUGCAGGACUCUUUGCAGCCCACGCUCCCAGGGGCCGCGGAGAGGAAUGCAUCGCACGGGUCUGAAAGGACGCCUUCUCUUUGUUAGCGCAUCCACCUGCUGUAAACAAUCGCAGCUCUCUUACAAAGAGCGACUUGAUGCUGUUCAAGUGGUUAAAUGCAAAGCUCUCGAAUACAGGCUCCCAGCCUUGAAAUCAGUCACCUUUGCUGCAUUGUAAGUGUAGAGUUUCUGAAAUGCUUCCGUACCCCUAAAUGUCAAGAGUUUUAAUAACACCCCCACACUGCUAUGUACUGUGACCGUAGCUCCCUGCUGCUUUAAGAAAGCCUUGAGCGAGGCUUUUCCUUUCUCUUUGAUCACGUCUUGAACAAGCACAAAACUUGUUUCUUUUCAUCUAAGGAGCAGUCGAUCAUGCAUUUGAAAAGAUUUUCCUUCUUUUUGGGAGUCCAGCACGUAAGCACUUGGAAAUUGUACUACUUAAUUUUUUCCUACAGUCCCAAGUUUGAGGAGGACAUUGACUUGAUUGGUCCUUGGCUUAUGGAUCAUUAGACGCGCCUGCAUGUUGAGAGGUAUACUUGCACCUUUGGUGCGGGCAUCUACUCACAAUGCCCCCUGCUCAAAUCCAGCCGACAAAAGUCAGCCGUUGAGGCAAUAAUGGAGAGAAUGCGGGAGUGUAAGGGACGACAAGAGUUUUAUGUCCCUGCCCCUAUAGAGACCAUCCCAUACUCGUGACCAUCAGCUUUCCUUUGUGGUAAACAAGCCCCCAUGCACCCACCGGAUGGGAAUUAAAAAGUACUUGAGACACAAUUCACCUGCCAUCUCUUCUUUUAACAUAUUUACAGUCCUGAUCAGCUAAGCAAAGCUCUCCUACUCCCUGCACACCACCUGUCCAAACACAAAGCAUAAGACUGGUUACAACCAUCCGGAACACCUGCUGUCGCUGGAAAAAAACCCUCUAUUGCGCUCGCCAGGGUCACAUUCAAUUUAUGCCAAUUAUGAUGUUUAGAGUUUGUCCUUCUGACUCUUGUCUGCUUUUUCCCCUUUUAAGUAUGUUUCUAUGGAAACAAUCUGUCUCAUUGACAUGGGUGGAGCUUAGUCAGAGAUUUUGUAGCUUCCUAGAUUUCAAGGCCAGAAGAGACCGUGAUGAUCUUUUGUAUACAGGUCAUGAAUUCCCACCUCGUCAUUUCUACAUCAGGCUCAAUGACUUGUGGUUGAAGUAGACUGUCUCUCUUAGAAUGACAUCAAACCUUGAUUUCAGGACUCCAGGUGACAGAGAAACCACCACCUACCUUAGAAGGCUGUACCAAUGAUUAAUUAUCUUCCCUGUUGAAAGCGUGUAUCUUAUUUCUUGUUUGAAUUUGUCCAGCUUCAAGCACCAGCCAUUGGAUCAUGCUAAAGCUUUUGUCUGAUAGUUUAGAGUCUUCUGCUAUCUCUGUCUGGUUUCCUAGAAGGGGAAAGUGCUUCAGCCUCCAGCUAGAACAUCAAUAGUUCUGGGAUAACACUGGAUUGAAACAUCUUAAGUUCUCCUUUUACCCGUUUUCUAACUCUGUUCUUUGCACAUUAGGGAUAUUUGUAUUCUUUCUAAUUGCAAGUGAUCACUUUGCUUCCACCAUUAAAUAUAUUUGUACGACAAUAAUACCUGCUAGCCUCAUUCAGGAUCACACCACAUUGUGCUUGGCUCCGUACAAAUGCAAAAAUGCAUUUUCUUCCCCCAGCAUACAGGAUAUGCUGUCCUAUUCUGUCUUAUUUCAGGUACAAUCUGACCUAUACGUGCUCUAUAGUUUGUUCCUUUUUUGAAUUUGCUCAGAAGGAGUAUUUGCAAUAUUUGGUCAUGUUGUAAAAUUCAGUGUAUAAUUUAGAUGUCUUUGUCAAUAAACAAAAAUUUAGUAGAAA